AUGCACCUCGAAGGAGCAGCAAAGACGAACGUUACAACGUUCUACGAGACGCAGCUUAGACAAGACUUGCCAAACCCUUGUCAACUCCUUGAGCGCCUUGAACUCCUCUAUGGAGAACGCAACCGCAAGCAGAAAGCAAUCCAGAACCUGCACUCUAUACGCCAACGAGAAGACGAGACCUUCAUAUCUUUCUACCCUCGCUUUGAGAAAGAGAUUGCCAACGCCAACGCAGAAGGAUGGGACGAUGACGCGAAGAUAUCCUACCUCCGCAACGCACUCAGCAACAAAAUGAGAGACCGCCUCGUAGGCCUUUCUGGAAGCGACACCGACACGUACGCUGGGUUUGUUCAAAGAUGCGUAGACGUAAGUAACGACAUGGAACUCUAUGGUCAGUGGACAAAGAAGAAAGUUGCAGGCAGCGGCUACACAGCUGGAUACACCCUCCCCCCAGCUCCAAUGACAACAGUUGACGCCAAUGUUGCUGGCUACAGCAAUCACCAGGACAUGAUGGAAUGGGAACCUACGCAGCCCGCAACCACUCAAGUGAACGCUGUCGGUCUCCGUGGCAAGGCCAACAUAAAUGGGUUCCCUUCUAAGCGCCCUGAGGACCAAGAGCUUCUUGGGAAACGGGCAAAGUGGGUGAACCAAGAAGAAAUCGAUGCUCGACGCCAGGGUCGACGUUGCCUCCGAUGCGGCCGCAACAACUGCCGAAUAGCUACUUGCCCGCUGGCAGCCGCACUUCGACCAACUUAUGUUGGCGUCAAGACCGCAAAGAGUACCGUAGUCACCAAAGCAGCUGUAGAGGAGGAUUCAGAAGACCCUCAAGCAGAGCAAUAG
Messenger RNA from Pyrenophora tritici-repentis Pt-1C-BFP, 837 nucleotides. Lineage: Eukaryota; Fungi; Ascomycota; Dothideomycetes; Pleosporales; Pleosporaceae. The record is from RefSeq and is a predicted model, not a curated record.